UCUCACUCUCUGUGUGAGACGUUCCAACUCACCAAUUCUCUCUCAGACGGUCACAGCCACCGCAACAAAUAGAGCCGUUGGGAAUGGAAUGGUAGCUCUAGAAACUCCAUGUUCCCUUCCAAUGCCAUGCCGCUCACAUUCUUUAUUAUUUACCCUUUUCAAACUCACUGUUUCAUUUUGCAUUGGAUGCUACCUUUUUUAAGCUAACUACCAUUGCUUCUCAAAUCAUAACUAGUAUCUUUUUCUUCCAACCUCUCUCUUACGUCCUCUAUCUAUAUUAUCUUAGCCUAUAGCGCAGGUUCAGGUUAAAGGGUGUUUUUGUUACGGGACAAAGAGGACAUUCUUUGCUCAGAUCUGCAAAGAAGAUAAUUAAAAAAUGGCUUGGGUUGGAGCCAAUCUAUGCAGUAGCAGUCUUGUUGCAGUGUAAAUAAGGUAGCAGAAGAAACACCUCGUUCCUUGCUGCUGCUGCUGGAAGUGGAAGCAAAACUUGAAAUGGAAUUACUACGCAUUUUGUCUUCCAUUUGCUUCUUGUGUUUUAUUCUCUGGCAAGGAAAUGCUGAACCAGUUGAAGAUAAGGAGGCUUUGCUUGAUUUUGUGAAGAAGUUUCCUCCUUCUAGGCCUCUGAAUUGGAAUGAAAGUUCCCCCAUGUGUUCUUCUUGGACUGGAGUGACUUGCAAUGAAGACAAGUCAAGAGUAAUAACAAUUAGAUUACCAGGGGUUGGAUUUCAUGGCACUAUUCCACCUGAUACCAUUAGCCGUCUCUCAGCACUUCAAACUUUGAGCCUCAGAUCCAAUGUGAUAAGUGGACAUUUUCCUUCUGAUUUCACCAAUCUAAAAAACUUGUCUUUUCUCUAUCUUCAGUUCAACAAUCUGUCUGGUCCUUUGCCUGAUUUCUCAGUCUGGAAGAACCUUACUGUUGUCAAUUUGUCCAAUAACCGUUUCAAUGGUAGCAUUCCAGUUUCACUUUCCAAUUUGACUCAGCUUGCUAGUUUGAACCUCGCAAACAACUCUCUUUCUGGUGAAAUUCCGGACCUGCAGUUGUCCAGAUUGCAGGUGCUGAAUUUGUCUAACAAUGAUUUGAAUGGCAGUGUGCCUAAUUCCCUCUUGAGGUUUCCUGAAUCAGCAUUCUUUGGUAACAAUGUUUCUUUCGGAGGUUCUCUUGCUGUUUCUCCUGUGCCUCAACUGGCUUAUGAACCAUCUUCAAAGUCUAAGAAACAUGGAAGGCUCAGCGAAACCGCACUGCUGGGAAUUAUUGUUGCUGCUGGUGUUUUAGGCCUUGUGGCUUUUGUUUCUCUGAUGUUUGUGUGCUGCUCAAGGAGAAGUUAUGAAGAUGAGGUCUUCAGUGGGAAGUUGCAGAAGGGAGAAAUGUCUCCUGAAAAAGCAGUCUCAAGGAACCAGGAUGCAAAUAAUAAACUGGUUUUCUUUGAGGGAUGCAAUUAUGCCUUUGAUUUGGAGGAUUUGUUGAGGGCUUCUGCUGAGGUGCUGGGAAAGGGAACGUUUGGUACUGCAUAUAAGGCAAUCCUAGAGGAUGCAACCACGGUUGUUGUAAAGAGGUUAAAGGAGGUUGCUGUUGGUAAGAAGGAUUUUGAGCAACACAUGGAGAUUGUAGGAAGUCUCAAACAUGAGAAUGUGGUUGAGCUGAAGGCAUAUUAUUAUUCCAAAGAUGAGAAACUGAUGGUAUAUGAUCACUACAGUCAGGGGAGCAUCUCUUCUAUGUUGCAUGGUAAAAGAGGAGAGGAAAGGGUGGCGUUAGAUUGGGACACUCGGCUGAAAAUAGCUUUAGGUGCUGCAAGAGGCAUUGCACGUAUCCAUCUCGAGAAUGGUGGCAGGCUUGUACAUGGAAACAUAAAGUCCUCAAAUAUCUUUCUCAACACUAAACAAUACGGCUGUGUAUGUGACCUUGGCCUGGCAACCAUAUCAAGCUCACUUGCCUUGCCAAUAUCACGAGCCGCCGGUUACCGAGCACCUGAAGUUACUGACACAAGAAAAGCAGCACAACCCUCAGAUGUUUACAGCUUCGGUGUUGUGUUACUAGAGCUUCUGACUGGGAAAUCUCCUAUUCACACUACUGGCGGUGAUGAGAUUAUCCACUUGGUGAGGUGGGUUCAUUCAGUUGUGCGUGAGGAGUGGACAGCUGAAGUGUUUGACUUGGAGCUUAUGAGAUAUCCAAACAUAGAAGAAGAGAUGGUGGAAAUGUUACAGAUAGCCAUGUCAUGUGUGGUUAGGAUGCCUGAUCAGAGACCUAAGAUGUCUGAAGUUGUGAAGAUGAUAGAAAAUGUUAGGCAGAUUGAUACAGAAACUAAGACAUCAUCUGGGAACCAAGCACAACUUCAAUUAUCUCAACGUGGCAAUGAUAAUUCUCCUUCCACUCCUUCCUACUUCCCAUAAGGUAGAAGAUGAAUGGAAGAUGUUUCCUUUAUUUGAUUGUAGUGUAUUUUUCAAUGUUUUUCUCCAAGUUCUGAACAAGAGCGUGGUUAUAUUAUAAUUAUUAUUUUUAUCAUUGUUAUUUUUUC
Molecule: messenger RNA, 2513 nt
Organism: Abrus precatorius (Indian licorice)
Lineage: Eukaryota; Viridiplantae; Streptophyta; Magnoliopsida; Fabales; Fabaceae
Product: probable inactive receptor kinase At4g23740
Exons: 3
Coding region: 493-2388 (631 amino acids)
Biological process (GO): protein phosphorylation
Molecular function (GO): protein kinase activity; ATP binding; protein binding
Source: RefSeq, a predicted model, not a curated record